CGUUCGGAGGGUGAUGAUGCUCCAGUAAUUUUCCCCGCUCCAUUCCCAGGCAUCGCUUUGCUUUCCUUCCGGGGAAGAUCGUUCCGCUUGUGAUCCUGCUGAGGAAAGAGACUCCGAUGGACUUACACCGGGCAGCGUUCAAGAUGGAGAACUCACCCUAUCUCCCCAACCCGCUGGCGUCCCCAGCACUGAUGGUUCUCGCCUCCACCGCCGAAGCCAGCCGUGAUGCUUCCAUUCCCUGCCAGCAGCCGAGGCCUUUUGGGGUCCCCGUGUCAGCAGAUAAGGACGUGCAUAUUCCCUUUACCAAUGGCUCAUACACUUUUGCCUCCAUGUAUCACCGGCAAGGCGGGGUGCCGGGAGCGUUUGCAAACCGUGACUUUCCUCCAUCCUUGCUUCACCUCCACCCCCAGUUCGCACCCCCCAACCUGGACUGCACCCCAAUCAGUAUGUUGAACCACAGCGGCGUUGGGGCUUUCCGCCCCUUUGCAUCUACUGAAGACCGGGAGAGCUACCAGUCGGCCUUUACGCCGGCCAAGCGCCUGAAAAACUGCCAUGACACUGACUCGCCCCAUCUGCGCUUCUCGGACGCUGAUGGGAAGGAGUACGAGUUUGGCACGCAGCUCCCCUCCAGCUCCCCCGGCUCCAUCAAAGUUGAUGAUACGGGGAAGAAGAUCUUUGCCGUUUCUGGCCUCAUUUCUGACCGGGAGACCUCAUCCAGUCCCGAAGACCGAAGUGACAGAUAUAGAAGCGACAACCAAAGAGGGCCCCAGGCGUCUGCAACUGCCACUCAUCGUAUGAUUUUAACUCUCCCCCUCUGCAAAAAGAAAGCGACUUUGUUUGACAGCCAGGCUCCGAUCUGCCCCAUCUGCCAGGUCCUCCUUCGCCCCGGGGAGUUGCAGGAGCACAUGGAGCAGGAGCUGGAGAAGCUCACCCAGCUGAACAUCAGCAAGAGCUCCAUCCUGAAGGACGCCAUGGCAGCGGGCACCCCCAAGUCAAUUUUGUUGUCGGCCUCAAUCAAGCGGGAAGGAGAUUCUCCGACAGCAUCACCCCACUCCUCAGAUGACAUCCAUCAUUCGGACAGAUACCAGACCUUCCUGCGGGUGCGAGCGAACCGGCAGACCCGGCUGAACGCUCGGAUUGGAAAAAUGAAACGGAGGAAGCAAGAUGAAGGGCAGGUAUGUCCCCUCUGCAGCCGACCUCUGUCAGGAUCCGAGGAGGAGAUGAGUAGGCAUGUGGAACAAUGCCUUGCAAAGAGAGAAGGUUCAUGCAUGACUGAGGAUGACUCUGUGGACAUCGAGAACGAGAACGGCAACCGCUUUGAAGAGUACGAAUGGUGCGGGCAGAAGAGGAUACGGGCUACUACUCUCCUGGAGGGAGGAUUUCGAGGUUCUGGGUUUAUCAUGUGCAGCGGCAAGGAGAAUCCAGACAGCGAUGCCGAUCUGGAUGUGGAUGGAGACGACACACUUGAAUAUGGGAAACCACAGUACACAGAGGCAGACGUUAUCCCUUGCACUGGGGAAGAGCCAGGUGAAGCCAAAGAGAGGGAGGCGCUCCGAGGUGCUGUUUUGAAUGGUGGCACACCCAGUACUCGAAUAACACCGGAGUUUUCUAAAUGGGCCAGUGAUGAAAUGCCCUCAACGAGUAAUGGUGAAAGCAGUAAACAGGAGACCAUGCAGAAGACCUGUAAGAACAGUGACAUUGAAAAAAUUACAGAAGACUCUGCAGUGACAACAUUUGAAGCGUUAAAGGCUCGUGUCCGUGAGUUAGAAAGGCAGCUUUCCCGUGGGGACCGCUAUAAAUGUCUCAUUUGCAUGGACUCCUACACAAUGCCCCUGACUUCCAUUCAGUGCUGGCAUGUGCACUGUGAAGAAUGCUGGCUGCGGACUCUGGGUGCCAAGAAGCUCUGUCCCCAGUGUAACACCAUCACGUCUCCUGGAGACCUUCGGCGCAUCUACUUAUGAAGGACCCAGCAGGAGGGAACCAGCUACUCGGCUCAGCUCAUCACACCAAGGGGGAGAAGAACGACAGCAACAAAAAAAAGACGUUUUAAAAUUGAAAGAAAAAACAAACCAGAGACUCCAGACAUGGACUUGAGGAUACAGGAGCAGUGGGGAGCCUUGACUCCCAGGUCCCACAUGUUGGGACCUCCUUCAGCAUCUGCAGCGGGCAAAACCAAACCCUUUGUUGUGAAGCCCCCUUUUUUAAAACCAGUAUUCCCCAUCCACCCAUUCCCUGGAGCUGGCUUUGCAUCGCGGAUGGCUUGUGAGCCCUCCUUUGGACUGUGUUGUUGACCACUCUGCCCCCAGGAGACUGGGGAAGGGACCCUUGACAGAAAGAUGUUAAAUAACCUGUAACUUGUGUUCUUUGUUCAGUUUUUUUGUUUUGUUUUUAUUUGGUUUGGUUUUUGGUUUGGUUCUGUUUUGGUUUUUUGUGGUGUUCUAGUGAUAAAGAAAGGUUUAAAGAAAAAAAAAAACACACCCAGGCAGAAAUGAAGCACAUGUAAUAUAGAUUAUAUAUGUUUACAAUGUUGUGUAUAAAUGGGAUAGACUCAAACAUUACAUACUAAUAAGUUUCCCUUUUUUUUUGGGUUGUAUUUUUUUUAAAGAAGAAAAAAAAAUGAGCAGAGAACAUUAAACCCAUAUUUUUCUUGGUUCAGCAAAGUUUUGGCAUUAAAGUCAUUAGUUUAAAAAAAGUAUAUAUAUACAUAUAUAUAAUAUAAAUGGUUUAAUGUUCUGUGGUGUAUAUUUCCUCAUUCAGAUAUGAAGUUAACAGCUUUUAGUAAUGGCUGUAGCAUUGCCCAUAACUUACAGAACUUAUGGGGAGUAGAGGAGGUGGAUUUUUGUCAUUAGUUGUAGCUAAUGGGGCUAUUUAUAAUAGAAUCAUUAUCCCCGGAAAGACACGGCUUUUAACUCCUCGCCGGGGGACCGGGCAGGGCGGGGGGAUCUAGCUCAGCCCCCUUUGCCUUUCCCAGCUGGGGAAGGGGCAAACGGUGCGGAGCUGGAGGGAGGCAGCCUGCCAGAGCGCUGCCCUCUCCCCCGGCCGGCAGUGCCUGCUCGAGGGUCCGGCUGACCCCCUCGUGCCUCCUCCAAGGCCGUAGCCCCUUCCCCUGCCCCUGCCUUGCUUGGCUUUCCUCUCCUCCCCUGCGGGCAGCGUUUGCUGGCCGAGGAUGCCUGAGCUGCUCCCGGUGCCCGCUGCUGAGGCAGGACGGCGGGGAAGCAGCGGGCACGGGGAGGGACGGCAGGGCACGAGGGAUGGCAGGGGACGGGAUGGCCCUGCUGGUGGCCUUGUCCGGAGAGGCUCGGCCGGUUCCCUCGCGGUGCUGGCUGCAGCGGGCCCCGGCGCUGCCCGGCAGAGAUGUGCAAGCCCCUGCAGAGCCAGCCCUACCCUGCGCCAGCUUCCCCCAGCUCCCGCUCGCUUGGAGCCUGCGUUUUGCAAAAGAGGUUUUGGCAGUAGGGCGGAGAGCCAAGCCAGCCCUGUCUCGUCCCCACGGCCACCCCCAGGGCUUGCCCGCAGGCUGCGGUGAGCAGAGAUGCUUCCAGCCGGAGCAAGAGGUUCGCCGCAGCUCCAGCUUCUUCCACGCAGUCCCUCAUGCCUGUCCCUGUCUCCCGUAUCCUCAGCCUUAACCAAAGCUGCCAUCUGGCCUGUUUUUUUGUUGAUUUUUCUUUUAUUUUUAGGACCCAAGAAACAGAUACUGAUCCAUUUCCCAAGGCGAAUGCAUGCCCCAUGUGCUGACUUCUCCCAGCCCUGCCCCGAGCAGUCGGGGGUGCCAGCUCCCCGAAGCCAGAAGACAGGGAGAUGGGGAAGCUCAUCUCCCCGGGUCCUGCAGGGUCUUUCCAAGCAGAUCCCACCUGGCAGCACAACAUGGCUGGGGCAUUCUAAGACAGUCUGGAAACAGCAGUGGAUGAGGGGUUUGGAGCUGGGACCCCAGUGCUGCUGGGCUGCCGGGGCGUUUCCAGAGAGGGAAGGGCUGGGGAGGCAGGAUGCCUUCGGGGUGACGGUCCCAUCACCACUUCCCUGCUCUGAGCUUGAUACAUUUUGCAGAGAGCAGCUGCUGUCCUCGGCAUCUCCCGAGUGAUUUCAGAAGGAUCCCACUGCACCCAACAAAAAAAAAACCCAAACCAAAUUGAAGGAGUGGUAUUUUAUAAGCAUCUUGGCAAAAGAUGACAAUUCCUAACUGAGUGUUUCCCGGGUCUCGAAGCUCAAAGCAGUGUGGUGGCCUCUGAGACCAAAGAGCGGCAGCCUCCCCUGCUCGGGGGCGCAUCCCUGCAGGGCUCCCGGGGACCAGAGGAAGCCGAGGCACCCCGGCAGGGUCCUGCUUCCCCCGGGGAGGCUGCGGGCAGGGAAAGGGUCCACAGCGGUGGGCUGUCACUGCUGGGUAACCCUCCGGCCAGCAGCACUCGGGCAGGGGAAGGGCAGGCACACAGAACUUGGGUCUGGGUUUGUAAAGGGGGAAAAAUUGGUGGGGGGGGGGGCAUGGCUCGGCUGCGAGUGCCACCCAGCCGGGGUUGCGGUGCCUGAGUGCCGGCACUGGGGUCUCAGAGAUGGAUGUGGAGAGGAUGCAGUGGGUGGGCUUGAGAGGCAGCUGGGAAGGGGGAGAGGGCAGGACACCCCACCCCAGCCCUUCCUUGGAAAUAGGCCCUGGGAGGGAGCCAGGCUUUCUGGUGGGUGUUGUGGACCAGCCGUGUUCUUUAUGUACGUAUGUGUAAAACCAUAUGUAACUAGUCAUUGGUUCUUUGUUUUGGGGUUUAUUUUUUGUUCAUUUUUUGUUUUAAUUGUAAAGCCAUCCCCUGUUUUCAAGGGGGGGCUGCAGGGGGAAGGCUGGGGAGAGAGGCAUCCCGGUUUGUAACAGGCAUCCGCCGCUUCCCCUCUUCUGUAAUGAGUUUAAAUGAUUUUAAAAAAGAAAAAAAAAUUGAAAUAUCGGAGUUACCUAUCUUUGCCCAAAGAAUCCCAGUUGCACAAAGCGAUAUUCCGGUGUGUCGAUGAUUGUGUGUCGGUGUAUAUUAUACAAAGAGGUACUUGUCACUCCCGUUUGUAAACUACAUUUGACAUUAAUUAAACAAGUAUAAAUCUUC
Harpia harpyja (harpy eagle) is the source of this 5072-nucleotide messenger RNA. It is a transcript of the gene RNF220, whose product is annotated as ring finger protein 220. Bases 117 to 1961 code for a protein of 614 amino acids. Gene Ontology annotation, biological process: protein ubiquitination. The record is from RefSeq and is a predicted model, not a curated record. Gene Ontology annotation, molecular function: metal ion binding; ubiquitin protein ligase activity. NCBI's taxonomy places the organism in Eukaryota, Metazoa, Chordata, Aves, Accipitriformes, Accipitridae. The transcript is spliced from 15 exons.